AUGAGUUCAUACGACGAGGAUUAUGACGAUGAAGAUUUAGAUGUGCCAACAACAGAAACACAAAAGCCAAAAGGAAUUGGUUCACUUUCUAUUGGAUUAUCUCUUGCCCAAUCCGGUAAGAACCAGAAGGACAAGACUGAACAAGAGCUUCUGGGCGAAGAAGUAACCGUUCUCUUCAAGCUUGAAUCACGAGGUGGUGAAGUUAAAAAGCAUUCUGUGAAUAUGGGUCGUCCCAUUGAAUAUCUCAAGCUUUUGUUGGAAAGAGAGCACGGAAUUAACUUUGAUAGUCAAAAAAUGUUUUUGAAUUCAAAGGAAUUGGCCAACUUUUUAAGUUUGCAAGAUAUUCCGGAAAUUGAUCCAAAGAAGGAGAAUGUAAUUGUUGUAAAGGAGGCAUAA
Molecule: messenger RNA, 396 nt
Organism: Naegleria lovaniensis
Lineage: Eukaryota; Heterolobosea; Eutetramitea; Acrasida; Naegleriidae
Exons: 2
Coding region: 1-396 (131 amino acids)
Source: RefSeq, a predicted model, not a curated record